This is a messenger RNA of Harpia harpyja (harpy eagle), 2210 nucleotides long. It is a transcript of the gene C2H4orf17, whose product is annotated as chromosome 2 C4orf17 homolog. The transcript has 9 exons. The record is from RefSeq and is a predicted model, not a curated record. The coding region runs from base 699 to 1604 and encodes 301 amino acids. NCBI's taxonomy places the organism in Eukaryota, Metazoa, Chordata, Aves, Accipitriformes, Accipitridae.
CAGGUUCAUCAAGCCAUACUUUCUUUAUUGCCUUUCUAAUGUUAUAUUAGACAGGUGUAAAGAUCUCUGGAUGUAUUCUGCUGUUCAGCAGCUGCUCAGGAUUGCUGAGUAAUAGUUCUGGCAGUAUCCAAAACUUUUCAAAGCUCAGCAAUGAAAAUCAGAGCUUUCAUAAGCAGAGCAAUGAUGUCUGAUGGUGAAACACAGUGAUCAUAUUCUUCUAGAGCUUCUGUGCAGCUUUUCUUUUUAAUGCUCUGUUCUCCAUCUCCAUGGUGGCCACGGAAAAAAUUGACUUACACUGAAAUAAGGAAGAUUCAAAUUACACUGCAGAAAAAAACUUCCUCUGGGCAUGGAUAGCAAAAAAGGUAGAUUGCUUGGAGAUGGUGUGGCACCAUCAUCUUGGAGGUCUGUAAGACCUGGUUAGACAAGCAUGCCAGAGCUGAUCUUCCCUGGGGACAGCAGGGUGAAGCAGAGAACUUCUCUGCCUAUUUUUCUACAGUUUUGUUAACUUUGUGCAGCUGAAGCUAGGAUUCAAAGAAGGAUUUUUCUUUAAGAAAUGCCUGAGAGCACUACAGUGUUUGGCCUCAGGCAAUCAGCAGAAGAGCCAACCUGCUCUGCAGAAAGACACUCCGCAAAAGAAUAAGAAAGUUUACACAACAAAUACUGAUUUCUUGUCAGUGUAUGAACCUCAGUUUAACCACAUGUGGAAGUAUGACCGAUGUUACUCUCAGCCUAGCUGCUCAAGGGUAAAGUACUACUUUUCCAGGAACAUUCCCCAUCCUAGGAUGGUCUGUCACAUGCCAGGAUUAAACAAUGCUCUGGUCUGUGUUGUAAGAAGCAGCUUUUCAAGAGAAUACCCAUCUGCUGGCAACAAAGUCAUCCUCAACCAAGAAGCUGAUCAAGAACAUGUGCUAACUAGGAAUGCCACAAGCAACGUGUCUGCCAACUGCUACCUUCCAAAGCUCGAGGGCUUCAUGCGAAGGGAGCUAGGCACUCCACAGUCCAUGACACAAGGAUGUGCAGAAGUUCCUGGAAGGAUUCAAAAUAACCCUUCUUCACCUGAAAAGCUUUUGAAAAAACAAUUCCAAGCCUCUGCACAACCUGCAAAUAGAGAGGGAAACCACGUCAUGUCUCUCACCCAGCCCUCCACUCCACUCAUCAACUUGGAUUACAGUCCUUGCAUCCAGAAUAAUGUGAAUUCUGACUCGAGCUACCUGGAUCAGAAAAUAAAGGUGCUGGAAAAACUGAGCGAAAUUUUGCAGACAGAUUCACUUACCGAGAUCCAAAAAUGGUUCGCAAGGGCAAGUAAAAAAGAGAAAGACUUUGUGUCCAGUCUGAUAUAUUCAGAACUGACUGACAAAGCCAUGCUGAAUUCUAAGGAAGGUACAGCAGAGAACAUGAAUAGCCAGAGUCUGCUAAAGCCCCUCCCUACUCUUCAGAAAGUUCCAGGAGGGGAAAUGAAUCAGUCCAGGUCUUCGGCUAAAGAAUCAGUGGCAAGUCGAAAUGUGAAACAGAAAAGGGAGAAAGAAUGUAAUUUGCUUUCAAGGCUGAGGAACAGAGGUCCAGCACAAGCAGACACACUGCUCCCAGGGAAGAACUCCAACUGAGAAAGUGCUAUGGAAUCAAGAGACCAUCCUGCCUUCACACUCUUAUCAGAAGUCUGACCUGUGCCACAGCCACCCCAAACAACAGAUAUCCCCCUUUCCAGUGGAGCCCCCCCUAUUCAGAGCCACUGAAGCAUCUCCCAGUCACCAUCACAUACAGAAAUAUAUAUUCUUAGCAGUUAUAUUAUAAAGAUAUCUGUUCAGACUCCCUGUUAAAAUAAUUUUAUGCUCAUUAUAUUUAGUCCUCAAGCAAUUCAACCAAACCAUGCUGCAGAGGUGCACGAGAAGUGAGCUAAAUGAAAAAAAGGACAGAGGCAACACUUUUUGGCACCAGAUUCAUUGUUUUGUGUGACUCAGCCAGGCCUGCACAAAGAGCUCUUGUGUGCAGACUUCACUCUACAGUCACAGACAUACUGGGGUAAGAAGAGGGGCACACACACAUUAUCUGCAGAGAUGCACAUCAAGCCCUAGGCACUGGAAGAAAAAAGACCCUGGAUUUUCAAAAUCUGGCCUGCAGACUCACUGCAGAUGUCUGCCUCACAGCAAGCUAAAAUUUGCUUCCAUAGCUCUCAUUAUUAGCAGAGAAGAAUCACAAAUUGUAGUAUCCAA